This is a messenger RNA of Salvelinus sp. IW2-2015, 447 nucleotides long. The record is from RefSeq and is a predicted model, not a curated record. NCBI's taxonomy places the organism in Eukaryota, Metazoa, Chordata, Actinopteri, Salmoniformes, Salmonidae.
AACUCGCAGCAUCAAGGACAACUUUCCCCUUGUAGGCUACAGUGGGUUUUUUCCCGCUACUUCUUACUCACGCACUCAGCCUUUUAACAGAAUAGACUAAGUAGAAAGGACUAUACAAAUAGCGGACGCGUUGGUUUCAAUGUAACACUCAACAGAUAACAGGCAAGAGAUUAACGCCAACCUUCGACUGGUAAUCUUUUUUUUUUACGCAUGAGCAUCCCUCUGAAAGAAGGUAUACAAAUGCUCUCCGUCCAGCCGGACACCAAGCCAAAGGGCUGCGCCGGCUGCAACCGGAAGAUUAAGGACCGCUAUCUGCUCAAGGCCCUGGAUAAAUACUGGCACGAGGACUGUCUCAAGUGUGCCUGCUGUGACUGCAGGCUGGGAGAGGUGGGCUCCACGCUCUAUACCAAAGCAACGAUUCUCUGUCGGAGAGAUUACCUACGGUAA